AUGGAAAGCCAGAGAAUACUUGUCAUUGGAGGCACUGGUGCCCAGGGAACAGCUGUUGUCAAGUCGCUUCUCGAAGCAGAACAGCCGUACAGGAUCAGAAUUUUGACCAGAAACCCGGCCGAUGCCUCUACCGUGGCGAAGUUUCCCACUGAAAGUGGAGUUGAGUUGGUCAAGGGUUCGUUCAUGGACAUGAAAAGCGUUGAAUCUGCAUUGCAGGAUUGCUACGGAGUCUUUGUCAACACAGAUGGGUUCACUGUGAAAGAGGCAGAUGAGAUAUGGGCUGCCAUGCGCAUUUAUGAAAUCGCUAAAGCAUGUCCAACGCUGAGACAUAUUGUCUGGAGUGGCUUGGAUUAUUAUCUGAAGCUGGGGAAAUAUGAUCAAAAAUAUGCCUCCUACCAUAUAAAUGCGAAAGCUAGGGUCAACGAUUGGCUACGAGCCCAGGAAUCCUCUCAUGAGAAUCAUGGCGUGGCAUGGACAAUACUCAAUACAGGGCCAUACAUGGAGAUGCUGUACGGUGGAGUCUUCAUUCCACAGAUCGAGGCGGACGGUACACGCGUUUACUCGCUUCCUUUAGGGAAGGGAAAGCUGCCUCUGAUCGCACUUCCUGACUUGGGUUUCUUUGCCCGUAUUAUUUUCGAAAACCGCAGCGAGUGGUCAGGCCAGACUUUGGGUGUUGUCUCACAGUUUGUUACGGGAGACGAGAUUGCAGAGACUCUCACAAAAGUGACUGGCAUACCUGCCGUUUACAAACCUUGCUCGGGUGAGGAAUGGGUUGAUCAAGUCCCCUGGGCUUCUGAACCGGUGGCUAAGAUGGACCCAUCCGGUCCCACGCAUCGGGACAACUGGCUCAUGUGGUGGCGAGCUUAUGAGGACGAUCUGCUUCUUCCAGAGAGAGAUAUGGUGAGACUCAAGGCCCUUAACCCCGACUUGAGAACUUUGGAGACUUGGAUGAAAGAAACCAAUUAUGACGGACAGACCAGACCACUACUGCGAGGUCACGAGUUCUAG
This is a messenger RNA of Penicillium pulvis, 1008 nucleotides long. RefSeq names its product NmrA/HSCARG family protein. The transcript is spliced from 6 exons. The coding region runs from base 1 to 1008 and encodes 335 amino acids. NCBI's taxonomy places the organism in Eukaryota, Fungi, Ascomycota, Eurotiomycetes, Eurotiales, Aspergillaceae. The record is from RefSeq and is a predicted model, not a curated record.